AUGGGGGACGCGGCCUCGCUCAGCGACAACAAGUCCACGCUCGAGACCGCUGAGGCGGACCUUGACAGGUCUCCCGCAGAAGAAAUCUUCCGACGCAAGCUUGAUCCAUUGAAAGAAAAAGUUGCGAAGCUGAGGACUAGGCGAACAGACGUGGGCAGCGAAUGUGACCAGCUCAGCCGCUUCAUCGCUAAGAAGCUAUGUCGUACCUUCGCCGACAAGUUUUACGUCACCCUACCGCGCGAGCUCCGCGAGAUGGUCUACGACUACGUCUGGGAUUGGGCCAUGCUCGGCCUCACCUUCGGCGACGUGACUCUGUAUGGAAACAGACAGCCAUCAGCAUCGGAAGGGGACCAAAGCCGUGCCUUGGGCCAUACCUUGCACGCAAGAUACCUGUCGUUGCUUCGAUUGGUGGGAACUUCCAUGCAAAAUCUCACCGACCUAGUGUAUCGAGAUCACUUCCACCUGGGUGUCAAGCCUCUCGAUCACGUCCGGCACCUUGAAAUUCCCUUACGUCAGGACGUUCUCAUCGGACGAGGUGAGCAGACAAGACACAAACUACAGAGUAUGGAAGGCCUGGAAAUUUUUCAGCACCAUCUUGAAGUGCUCUUGGAAUUGCGCGUCAAGAAGGGUUUUCAGCUGACAAUCCUGCUCACAUGGCAAUCCUUCUACAUCUACUGUAUGCCAGCUCUAGAGCGAUCACGAGCAGUAGUCAACAAGUUGCUCAUGGAAGAUGCGAAAAUUUGGAAGGUGAGGAAAGACCAUCGCCGUAAAGGCUACGUCUCAAGCCAUGAUGAUCUUGGGACGUUCCCUAGUGGCCUCUCAUUCUACGAAGACUUGACCGAUGAUGCAGAAAAAGCUGCAGAACGAGAAGAGUGGGAGAACGACCAGGAUAAGGUGGUUUUGGAACCUCUGGUGGGCUUAGAGGGUCCAACCAAGAGCGUUCCCAUGUCCUACGUCCCCAGCAUCCCUGCACACAUGGGUCCCAACUCACCUCACUAA
Messenger RNA from Alternaria postmessia, 999 nucleotides. RefSeq lists its product as uncharacterized. NCBI's taxonomy places the organism in Eukaryota, Fungi, Ascomycota, Dothideomycetes, Pleosporales, Pleosporaceae. The record is from RefSeq and is a predicted model, not a curated record. The transcript is spliced from 4 exons. The coding region runs from base 1 to 999 and encodes 332 amino acids.